Quercus lobata is the source of this 1313-nucleotide messenger RNA. Its product is annotated as cytochrome oxidase assembly protein. The record is from RefSeq and is a predicted model, not a curated record. Lineage: Eukaryota; Viridiplantae; Streptophyta; Magnoliopsida; Fagales; Fagaceae. Bases 753 to 1106 code for a protein of 117 amino acids. The transcript is spliced from 2 exons.
GUCGAAACCCUAAAUCUCCGAUCUGGAUUCGUACAAUCUCUUGGGGAUUAGGCUGGAAGCGACCUUCGGAGAUCUUCCACCUCGCUCUGAGCUACGGCAAUGAAGAACCCGUGGAGAGUCCCGGCCGCGUGUCUUCGUCUUCUUCCGCAUCGUCGUCGUCGACGAUGGGCUCGGCGUCGCGGUCGUCUUCGGCGUCGUCGAUAGUGGCGCAAGAUCAGGAGCUAGGGUUUCGGAUCGAGUUGGAGUGGUCGGCUGGGGACGACGAGGAGCAGGUGGCUCUCAGGCUUCAGUCGCAGCUCAUGGUGGCGCUGCCGAUGCCGCAGGACACGGUGGAGGGUGGUGUUGAAGGCGGAGGAUGAGAAUGUGGCUGUGGAGAUGACGGUGGUGAAGCGGAGGGAGCCUCUGCGGGCCGUGACGAUGACCAAGGUGGCCGGGUCGGGUCAGCAGAGCGACGGUACCGGCGUGUUGACGAGAGUUUUUGAGGGCCAAACCCAGCACCAACGCACUGCCACCAUAACCCAAACACAACACAACUUACAGCCACCCAAAUUCAGCUAAAAAGCUUCAUGCUCUACUGAUGAGUUUUUGGUUACAGAUCCUUGGGCUUGAGAUUAAUGUUUGUGAUUGCAGAAGAACUGAAACCAAAAUCCAAACCCAAUCCUACUUUUAUAUUUUAGGCCCUUUUGGGCCUUUUUACACUGGGUCUAAACAAAGUCAAAAUAUAAGAGAUUCAAGCCCAAUAAAAAUGUCAAAUGGCCCAAAAAUAUUCCUUAAAAAACCCAACCAGGGCUACUCAAAACAGAAUUCCCAAAAACACUCCAACAGAAGUAGAGAGAGAGAGAGCUGAGAAGAAGUUGCCUUCGAAUCAUCAUCGGAAUCAAAGAUCACAAAGUGCUUUAUAUUUUUCCUUGCAAAUGGCUGGAUUUAGUAGCCUUGCACCUAAGAUGAAGAAUCUAGUUGUCGCUGGAAGCUUGACAGGAUUUGUCUUUAGUGUGUACUUCUACACCAUGAGAGCUGUUGCCAGUGGUGAUGAACUGCAGGUGGCUAUUGAUAAGUUUGAAGAGCAGAAAAGCAAGGAUGUGUCAACCGUGCCAUCAAAGGUUUAACUUAGUACCCAGUUUAGUAAUAAUGUAAUCAGGGGACACAGCUGAAUUUUAAUUCUGUGAUAGUGAGAGAGAUCAUCUGAGUUUAUUGUUUUAUCUUCAGACAUGGCACUAAAGGUUUAAUAAUAAAACCAGCUUUGUAAUAAUGUAAGCACGUACAAAGUUAAAUGUUUUUUGUGAAAGUGAGCAUGCUAUAGUUUUGUUCUUCAA